AUGGAGCUGAGUCCUGUGCUAUCAAAGUUAUUCCCUCCACCUCCUGGCUCACAAACCCCACCUCAGAUCCCGCGAGCGCAGUAUGGCUAUCCGGUACCGCCUGCACUUCGACCUCAUGCUGGUCCACCUCCAGGGAUAGCGCUCCCGAAUGCGCUGUCGAUGCUUAUGUUACGUUCUAACCAUGCGUCACAUGUAAGCAGCAGUAUGCAAAAUCAGAACAAAACAACCAGCUUUGAAAUUCAUCCUUUGCACCCGGAGAUACGCCAUGUUGUACCUCCUGCGAAUCCCGUCAAGUCGCCUCCUGAUGAAAUGAGGAAAAAGAAGCGAAACACUCACAACAAGUCACGAGGCAUUCAACGCCAGGCGAAUACCAGCUCAACGACAGUGCCAUCCAGUGCACCACCACCACCACCUAGUCAAGUGGUUCGUUUACAGACUAAAGUACUUACCAAUCUAGUCCUUUUUACGCGUAAGUCCUUCUAUCCACUGCAACAUUUUCAUUACAUCCCUGAAGGCUCCCUGAGAUAG
This is a messenger RNA of Strongylus vulgaris, 528 nucleotides long. The record is from the annotation of a GenBank genome assembly. NCBI's taxonomy places the organism in Eukaryota, Metazoa, Nematoda, Chromadorea, Rhabditida, Strongylidae.